This is a messenger RNA of Nothobranchius furzeri (turquoise killifish), 1276 nucleotides long. RefSeq names its product fucose mutarotase (gene fuom). Lineage: Eukaryota; Metazoa; Chordata; Actinopteri; Cyprinodontiformes; Nothobranchiidae. Gene Ontology annotation, molecular function: racemase and epimerase activity, acting on carbohydrates and derivatives; fucose binding. Gene Ontology annotation, biological process: fucose metabolic process. The record is from RefSeq and is a predicted model, not a curated record.
UUUAUUUAGGGUUUAGAGAUUUGAGUAAAACUAAAGUACAAUAGUUAAAUAUUUAAAAUUGGUUAUAUACGUUUUUAUUAUUAUUAUUGAUAGCACUUGUACUGUCAUACUGAUAAAUAUCCACAUUAGCAGCAAAACUGAUUAUAAAUUAGAGCUUUAUGACAAAAUAACAAACAACGAGAAAAAUGGCGAUAUUUUAAUUUAUUGCGCGUGUGAAGCGUCUUGUGAUAAAAGCCUUUAUGGCGUAAACGAAGACAAAAACGGGAGAAGUGACUGCUCUCGCUUCACAAUAACUUCCGGUUCUCUGAAUUUCGUAAUUGUUUGGUCUGUCAUUGAAUUAACUUAGAAAAUCGUUUGUUUAAACCCGAAAUUUUACUUAAUUUUCAAUAGAGCAUAAAGCCACAGCCCCCUAAUCUACUUUUGAUGUCUAAAGUUUAGCUAACAGGUGUCACGAGCCCAAACAAAGGCGGAAGUUACUGGAGUCAGUCCUCUUGCUUCACCCCCAUCUUUGAUUGUCAGCUCCUCGACCGUGAGUAUGGUUGUCCUGAAAGGAAUCCCUUCUGUUUUAUCACCUGAUUUGCUUUAUGUUCUCGCGAAAAUGGGUCAUGGCGAUGAGCUGGUGCUUGCAGAUUCUAAUUUUCCUGCGUCUUCUGUUUGUGCAUUUGGCCCAAAGGAGAUCAGGGCUGAUGGUUUGGGAAUCCCACAACUUUUAAAGGCCAUUUUAAAGCUGUUGCCCCUGGAUACCUAUGUCCCUCAUCCAGCAGCGGUCAUGGAUCUAUUGGACAGCGACAAACUCAAAGGUUUAGCUGUCCCUGUGUGGGACGUAUACACACAGCUCCUAAAGCAGGCAGGAUCUCACGCUCCUUUAGAGAAAGUGGAGAGAUUUGCUUUUUAUGAACGAGCCAAGAAGACAUAUGCCGUUGUGGCAACAGGGGAAACUGCUCUUUAUGGAAACCUGAUACUGAAGAAGGGCGUUCUUGCUGCUGAGCAGCUUGAUUGAAGCACAAAUAUUUUUAUGUACCUCUUAAAUAUUUAUUUCAUGCCUUUUAUAAACUAUAUAUUUCAGUGAUCUCAGUUAUUAUUGUAAUUGUUUGUUCCAAUCAAAUGUGCAUUUCCAGAGUAUUUAAUUGGAUGCUGUAUGUUUAAACGUGUUCAGAAAAUGGGGGAAAUCUAUUAAAACUGUAAAUGUGAUGUGUUUCAUUUGUGAUUCCUACACAUCAGAUAUGAUUUUAUAUUUUUCUUUUUUCUCUUCAAGUAAUAAAGCAUGAAACUUUGA